Anopheles nili is the source of this 1725-nucleotide messenger RNA. RefSeq lists its product as uncharacterized. The transcript is spliced from 5 exons. Gene Ontology annotation, molecular function: Toll binding; growth factor activity. The record is from RefSeq and is a predicted model, not a curated record. Bases 1 to 1194 code for a protein of 397 amino acids. Lineage: Eukaryota; Metazoa; Arthropoda; Insecta; Diptera; Culicidae. Gene Ontology annotation, biological process: regulation of Toll signaling pathway; central nervous system formation; innate immune response. Gene Ontology annotation, cellular component: extracellular region.
AUGAAGUACCUGGUGUUUCUGCUGCUCUUUGGAUGCCAAGUAUUCAUCAGGGGCGAUGAACUUCUCGAUUCUGAGGAGCCUCCUGAGGGAUACUAUGCAUUCAUAGAGUCUCCUUCAGCAGUGCCGCCGAAAGUACGCUCGCCACCCUACACGCAUAUUAACAUCGAGUGCAAGGAAGCGACCAACCCGAAGCCGUAUGUAUCGGCUAACAACCUGUGCGGGGAUCUAAACAAGGGCAAAAUUCCUCGUAAUCCGAUGAAACAGAACGUGCUAGGCGAACCGUAUCCAUUCGAGCUGAUCCGUAAUCAGACGCUCAAGUUCUUGUCGAAGACGCUACCGGUGUUAAAAGCGGACGACACGUUGCCCAAGGUAACGCAAAUCAUUCCUGAUGAUCCUGUGGACCAGUUCGACGACAAUGGAAUUGGACGCCGAAUGGGAAAAUCGAUGCGUAUGGAGGAGGAAAGCCCACGCAUGGACGAAGAUGGACGUGCACCAAGGAAGUUCUGCGACGGCGGUGGCGUAUUUUGUGCCCUUUAUCGCGCCAUCCAGGGUGAGCCGAUCACCAGCAAGUUGGUAGCAGAACGACGCGAGGAAGCUGCCGCUGCCUACCCACCACCUCCGCGGUAUGAAGGACCCCCGACACCCUGUCCAGCCAAGGUCGAGUACGCAACACCCGUGUUCGCGAAGAACUACCAAGGAUCGUGGCGUUACGUGGUGCAGAUCCCCUACGAGGGUUACUUCACGCAAACAGUCGAAGUGACGCGGUGCUUGCAGGCUCGCUGCCACUAUCUCGACGGUGGGUGUCUGUCAUCUCCACGCUGGGUUAGCCUGCUGGUGGCGGAAAUCUUCUAUCCGAACGCCGAGGAACAACCAACCGCACCGACAACCACAACCACCACGGCACCCUCGAUCCAGGACUUCCAGGCGUACCAACAGUACCUACAGAAACGUGCCGGCUUGCCGACAGACAACGUAUACGAGGGUCCGGUCAACGGCAAUCCGUCAUCGCAACAAACUCCGACAGCAGCCGCUGCCACUUCGAAGCAAAAUCAACACUGUGAUGGACACGACGAGAUCGGAUGUUUCCAGGUGCGAUUGUACUAUGACUGGUUCCUCAUACCCGGCUCGUGCAAAUGCUGGCGGCCAGAUUACUUCGCAAAGUACGUGCGAAAACGACCAUCGCCGGAUCUGUAAGCCGCAGCAUCCUAUCCGAGGUCCCUAGCAUACUAAGGCUACCAUAGUACCCGUACACACGCACGCGCUCAUCUCAAAGGACUGACUGGAAGGCUGGUAGACUAUUUAUUAUUUAUUUCACGACGGAUCCAGCCACCUAAGCGAACGAGUGAGGUCCAAGAAACGCGCACGUUCCGGGAAACGGACCAUAUCUUGAACUCUUUAUGUUACUGCCAAAAUUAGUAAGACUGGAUAUGCAAGCACACAAGGGACGUAUGCUCACUUUCCGGUACGCUCGGAAUCCUCGGGCGUCUUAGGUUAUUAGAGGCAGUAGCUGUAGCUAUAGCGCAGUGAACCAAGGACAGCAAAGCAAUCGGUUGCGGUGUAACUUCUACUAUCCUUUUGAACUGUUCUAUCGGGGUAAAACAGAACACAGCCUGGCAGUGUCCCAAUUGUACUUGAAAAAAAAAACAGGAUGCUGUGAGGUUUUCGCAUGCGCGUCUUCUGGAUUGUGAAUGCAUUGUAAUGCGGCUCAGUCGCAGCAAUGACGUU